AUGCCGUUGGACCUUUCACUAUACCUGGUUACAGACUCGACCCCGGCGAUUCUCAAGGGUCGCGAUCUCUGCACCGUUGUCGAGGAGGCCAUCAAAGGCGGUGUGACGAUUGUGCAAUACCGGGACAAGACCAGCGAUACCGGUGAUCUCAUCGCCACGGCGAGCAAACUGCACCAAGUGACCCAAAAAUAUGGGAUACCCUUGCUGAUCAACGAUCGAGUGGAUGUGGCACUUGCGAUCGGUGCGGAAGGGGUGCAUUUGGGUCAGGAUGACAUGGUUUUUGAUGCAGCCAAAAAGCUUCUUCCCAAGGGUGCUAUCAUUGGGAUUAGCACUUCCACGGUGCAAGAAGCGCAGAAAGCGAUCGCGGAUGGAGCGGACUACAUAGGAAUUGGGACGAUGUUUGCAACUUCGACUAAGACCAAUACAAAGUCGAUUCUCGGUACCGCGGGGACACAGGCGCUCUUGAAAGCCAUCAGUGACUCCCCUGUGGGCACGGUCGCCAUCGGCGGCAUCAAUCACAGUAAUGUUCAGCGAGUGCUCUACCAAUCCAGAUGCGAUGCAAAGGGACUCGACGGGGUGGCCAUCGUCAGCGCCAUAGUAGGCGCCGAGGACCCCCAAACAUCGGCCGAGAAAUUUACCCAUUUGAUCAAGAGCACCCCUACCUUUGCCUUGACUUGCCAGACCUCUCGAGCCGACGAGGUCGACGCCCUGCUGCGAGACGUGCCAGCAAUUGUGCGCAAAAUGACCGAGGUGCAUCCGUUGGUGCACAACAUGAUCAAUUUUGUCGUGGCGAACUUUGUGGCCAACGUUGCGCUUUCUAUCGGGGCGUCGCCGAUCAUGGCUCCGUAUGGCGAUGAGGCGCAGGACCUGUGCAAAUUUGAUGGAGCACUGCUCAUCAACAUGGGGACGCUGACGAGCGAGAGCGUGUCCAACUACCAGAAAGCCCUCCAAGCUUACAAUGCUCGCGGCAACCCGGUGAUCUACGAUCCGGUCGGAGCAGCUGCUACUGAGAUCCGUCGCAAUGCCGUCUCGACUCUCAUGGCCGGUGGAUACUUUGACCUCAUCAAAGGCAACGAGGGUGAAAUUCGUCAAGUCUGGGGAAGCGGUGCUGUCCAGCAGCGCGGGGUGGACAGUGGGCCCAGCACUCUAGAUGAACAACAAAAGGCCAGGCUGACUCGUGACCUGGCCCGCCGAGAGCACAACGUCGUUCUCCUCACCGGUGCGACCGAUUACCUCAGCGACGGUGAACGUGUGAUUGCUGUUGAAAACGGCCAUCCGUACCUCGGCCGAGUCACAGGGACCGGAUGCGCCAUCGGCUCUGUUUCGGGCUGCUUCUUGGCGGCUCACCGUCCCGACAAACUUCUCGCCGUGCUGUCUGGUCUUUUGAUGUUCGAGAUUGCUGCCGAAAAUGCUGCUUCCAAGGAUUAUGUUCGCGGACCGGGUAGCUUUGUCCCUGCUUUCCUGGACGAGCUUUAUGCAAUUCAAACGGCUGCAGCCAAGGGGGAUGAGAGCUGGCUGGCAGGUCGUGCCAAGGUGCAUGAAGUGAAAGUGUAA
This is a messenger RNA of Penicillium oxalicum, 1554 nucleotides long. Its product is annotated as bifunctional hydroxyethylthiazole kinase/thiamine-phosphate diphosphorylase. The coding region runs from base 1 to 1554 and encodes 517 amino acids. Lineage: Eukaryota; Fungi; Ascomycota; Eurotiomycetes; Eurotiales; Aspergillaceae. The transcript has 7 exons. Gene Ontology annotation, molecular function: ATP binding; hydroxyethylthiazole kinase activity; thiamine-phosphate diphosphorylase activity. The record is from RefSeq and is a predicted model, not a curated record. Gene Ontology annotation, cellular component: cytoplasm. Gene Ontology annotation, biological process: thiamine biosynthetic process.